Messenger RNA from [Torrubiella] hemipterigena, 2139 nucleotides. The record is from the annotation of a GenBank genome assembly. NCBI's taxonomy places the organism in Eukaryota, Fungi, Ascomycota, Sordariomycetes, Hypocreales, Clavicipitaceae.
AUGGCUUUGGUCCAAGGCUACCCUCAGCAAAACUCCUCCAUUGCCAUGCUCCAGGCUCGCCCAGCCUCUGCCGGUGGCAUCAUGACGGGUCAGCCGCAAUACGGCCAAUCCUACGUGGACCAGUCCCACCGAUCUCGCGGUUCCUUCAGCGGCACUCCCACAGGCUACCGUGGCAGCUCGACUGUUGCCCAACCCAGAGUCUACGCCUCGCCACCAGUCAUCAACCACAACAUCCAGUGGCAGCAGUACGCAGCAGCGAACCGAUCGAGCCCGUCGUCUGCACCACCCAUGACACAGACCUUUGAUCCCUCUCAAUAUCGCCUCCAGCACCCUUCCAGCGGUGCUGCUGGAUAUAGCCAGCCCUACGGAGCCCCGGUGGUCGCUGCCCGCGACGACUCUCAUAUUGUUCGAAACAUGGGAUCGAUGCAGCGACCACAGUCCAACUACUAUGUUCCUGGCCAGGGAUCUGCCAACGUCACCGACAAGUACCGCCGAGCCAAUGCCCAAGCCGUCCAGCACAACCGAACGCAGAGUGCCAACAUGGCUGCUAACCAGCAUGCCGCCGUAUAUCAGCUUACCCAGGGCUCUCUCUCCGUCCCUAACCUGCCUGGUGGCAAGUACUCGUCUCGACCUUCAUCUCCUAGCCAACUGAGCUUCGCCAACCGUGCAGGAACAGAGGACGCCUUUCAGGCUCGUCGCCGAAGCGCCGCUUCCAUCGACGCCCGACCCGGCUCUGCCCACUCCCGCAACGGCAGCGGAGAGAGCGCUUCAUCUGGCCGCAGCUCUAUUUCUCGCCCAUCUUCCGCUCACAGACACAACGCAUCUGUCUCCACCAGCAGCCCCUCCUCUGACGCUUCUCUUGCCGGCAAGCCUGAGCAGGCCCAGCCUGUUCCCGCCCGCGGCUCUUCUGCUGAUGCUAUUAAGAGAACGAUUAGCCCAUCUCCUCUGUCGCGACAAGCGAACCUGGGACCCGACUAUGCCGAUGAGGCCACCGCUUCUCUGGGAACUAGCCCCAACUUGAACUCGCCUGCCGCAAAGCACCUUGCUGCCCUUAACCAGAAGGGUGCCAAGAGCAAGAGCAAGACGUCUCGCCUUCGACGAGCCUUUUCUUUUGGAAGCGCUGCCGACUUCCGCAAGGCCGACGAAGAGGACGCUAAGAUGGAGGCGCCAUCCAAGCUUCAGAAGCAGCCUACUGCGGAGCAGGCUUACGAUGCGGAGCAGGCUCGCAUUGUGCAGGCCCAGGAGGCCGGUGGCAUCGGCAACAGCAUCUAUGGUAGCCGCUUCUUUGGCUCCACGGAUAACUUGUCCAUUUCCUCCACGGCUUCCUCUGCCUCGAUUAUGCUGCGCAAGAUGGGUCGCGGUGUGAAGAAGGGAACGAGAUCGCUUGCUGGACUCUUCCGACCCAAGUCUGCCGGUGGUGUUCCUGUCACUGCUGCUCCUCUUGAGCCUGAGACUAGCCAGGCCAUGGCUACCAUGACGACUGUGGAAGCCGAGACGCAGCUUGUUGGUGUGACUCCGGAUCCCGCUACCGGUACCGGAUUCCCCCAUUUGGAGCGCAACUCACUUGAUGCCUCUCGCCCUCUUGAGCUUCCCGAGAUUCCCACCGAGCGCCUCGGCAGCUCCGGCACAGAUCGCCGAAGCAUCGUCGGUGGUGACUUUGAGCGGGCUGAGGUGCUUGCUGCCGUGCGUAAGGGCAUUCUCAAGCGACCUGGCUCUGCUAGCCCUUCUAUCCGCCCUGUUGAUAUUUCUCCCGAGUUGAUGCUCCCACCUAUCCCUAUCAUUUCGGACUCGCCCAUCUCCAGCGCUCCUAGCACACCCAAUGACGAUGCCCAGGGUCACCGACGCACAGGAUCUAUUGCUCUAGCCAGCGACGACUUCUUUGUCAACGCCCUCCGCUCUCGCAGUGACAGCAAGAGUGCCCCGGGCACACCUCAGGGAGGCAAGCGUUCUGCAACCUUUUCUCCUCGCAUCAUCUUCCACGACACUUGGCCACCUCAGGAGUACGACAGACGCGGUGACGUUGCCACUUGCAACCGCCUCACACCUCUUCUUGCUCAACAGAUUAAGGAGGAGCUAAACACUUUCAAGAUGGAAAUGGAAGUCCAUGAAAACUCCAAGAUUUACACGCACUUCUUUUAA